CGUGAUACGUGAUGACGUCAAACGCCGGUGCCUCUAUAGUCUGGUGACCUUCUUUACGACCGUUACUAACCGCUCGUCCGCAGACAGGAGCAGCUCCAACCCGCACCGGAGAGGUUUUACCUGGGCUGAUUUUAACCCAACAGCUGAUUAUGGGAGACAUCAAUAAAGGCAAGAAGGCUUUCGUCCAGAAGUGUGCCCAGUGCCACACGGUGGAGGAGGGCGGCAAACACAAGGUGGGACCCAACCUGUGGGGUUUGUUUGGACGGAAGACGGGCCAGGCAGAGGGCUACUCCUACACAGACGCCAACAAGAGUAAAGGUAUCGUGUGGGGCGACGACACCCUGAUGGAAUACCUGGAGAACCCCAAGAAGUACAUUCCUGGAACCAAAAUGAUCUUCGCCGGCAUCAAGAAGAAGGGUGAGCGCCAGGACCUGGUGGCGUACCUGAAGUCAGCGACAUCAUGAACAAGUCACUGAAAGCUGAAUAUUUAAUGUCAUUUUGUUGUCCUUGUUUCGGCCACUACAUUUUAAAUCUGUGGUUUUAUGUUUAGUCAUUUGCACUGAGGGUUAAAUUAUGAUGCUGAGGUUUGAUCAAGUGACCAAACAUAAAACUGACUACCUUUCUUUUUUUUUUUUUUUUGUGAAUCUGUACUAGCAAAUACUAAUCACAUUAUUUAAAAAAUGCGA
Molecule: messenger RNA, 686 nt
Organism: Amphiprion ocellaris (clown anemonefish)
Lineage: Eukaryota; Metazoa; Chordata; Actinopteri; Pomacentridae
Product: cytochrome c
Exons: 3
Coding region: 150-464 (104 amino acids)
Biological process (GO): mitochondrial electron transport, cytochrome c to oxygen; mitochondrial electron transport, ubiquinol to cytochrome c
Cellular component (GO): mitochondrial intermembrane space
Molecular function (GO): electron transfer activity; heme binding
Source: RefSeq, a predicted model, not a curated record